Molecule: messenger RNA, 1359 nt
Organism: Aspergillus nidulans FGSC A4
Lineage: Eukaryota; Fungi; Ascomycota; Eurotiomycetes; Eurotiales; Aspergillaceae
Product: FAD-dependent oxidoreductase
Exons: 3
Coding region: 1-1359 (452 amino acids)
Molecular function (GO): FAD binding
Source: RefSeq, a predicted model, not a curated record
AUGGGCUCCAUCUCUGGCUGGAAACGCUUGAACGUCGCCGUCGUUGGCGGGGGCAUCGGCGGUUUAGCCGCUGCUAUAGCUCUCCGUCGCGCUGGCCAUGAGGUGACCAUCUACGAAAGGCACGACUAUGCCGGUGAGGUUGGCGCGUCGAUCUCCUGUGCUGCCAACGGCACCCGUUGGCUGCAUGAAUGGGGCGUCGACAUCCCCAAGGGCGACCCCGUCGUGCUGAAGAAGCUCAUCAACCGGGACUGGAAGACGGGUGAGCCGGUCAGCGUUUACGAUCUUGAUGACUACGAGGAGCGCUGGGGAUACGUUUACAACAUGUUUCACCGGCAGUACAUGCACGCGAUGCUCAAGGACUGCGCGCUGCAGGAGGAAGGCAAGGGGGUGCCUGUCAAGCUGCUGGUUAACCACUCUAAAAUCGACCUCGAGUCCGGCGUGGUCACCUUCGAGAACGGCGUGACAGCCCAGCACGACCUCAUCGUCGGCGCCGACGGUAUCGGAUCCGCUGCCCGCCGCAUUAUCGGCCUCAACCCCGAGAAGAAGGCUGCUCCCUCAAGCUGCCUGCAUGCAAACGUCAUGACCGAAGAUGCCGUCCGUCUUGGUCUUGUCGACUACUCCAAGGACUCUGCCCUCGAGUACUGGGGUGGCCAGGAAGGCAAAUGGGACAAAAUCGUCCUGUCCCCUUGCAACGGCGGAAAACUUCUCUCGUACUACUGCUUUUUCCCCCGUGAAGUGGGCGACUACACGUCGCACACCUGGGGCGGCGAAGACCGCCCUGUUGAGGAGCUGCUCGCACCAUACCCAGAACUGGACAAGCAGGUCAAGGAUCAUCUGGCCAUUGGCAUUGAAGUCCGGCCGUGGCGUCUGUGGGUCCACCAACCAUACGAAUACAUCAGCAAGAACCUGGUCUGCCUGCUCGGCGACGCAGGACACCCGCUGUGCUCCCAGAUGAUGCCCCAUCAAAGCCAAGGCGCGUGCAUGGCCAUCGAAGAUGCCGCUGCUCUAGGCAUAUUAUUCAAUGAGACGUACUUCUCUGGCGACGUCGCUGAGACCCUGCAGCUCUACCAAGAGAUUCGACUGCCCCGAGCGACAAAAGUCCAAGCCGCUUCCGCAAAGGCGGCAUACAACAUCAACGAGCGGAUCGGUUUCUCGUCCAACACGAACAUCCCGAAAUACAGAGUCGAGGAUGAGAAGAAGAAGUUGACCAUCGAGGAAAUGAACGCAUAUGAUAUGUACAAGGAUAUUGAGGAGGUGGUUGCGCAGAAGAGGGGGGUUCCAUUUACGGAGAAGUUUAUGCGUGGGCUGCCCAUUGGGUUGAAGCUGUCGAAUGGUGUUACAGUUGGAGAGGAGGCAUGA